AUGAAUCGUCAUGGGAAAGAAAAGAAAAUUCGGAAGCGCAUGGGGUGGCUUACUUCUGUGGCCGUGUCCAUAACGCCGAUUAUCCUAGGUCUCAAGGAGCACUAUCCGUGUCCAGGCCUUCUCAUGCGAGUACUACCUCCUAAAUCCCAGAUGGGCGAGACAGCUUCCUCGAUUCGGCAACGGGUACAACACGCAGCACCGAACAAACAACACGAAAACUCGGUACAAUCAGGCAGCGAAGGUUCCAUCAUGAACUACAUCGGAACACACAUGCGGCUUGCGCCACCGAAGUUAUGUCAUCACUGUAAAGAAACAGAACGGGGGUACGGGAAGAAACUGACCUCGCUGGACCUCAAGGUCGCGUUUGGACCCAUGUCUCCUGUGGCUGGCAGCGAUUCCGCUGGCCCACAUAAGAAUUGCGAUUCGAGGAAGAACUUCGGGCCUAUGAGGGAUAAAACCAAUAUCUCGUUGCCGGCGGAGAAUGCUUGUCGACAAUCUGCGCUGCUCUAG
Messenger RNA from Paraphaeosphaeria sporulosa, 510 nucleotides. RefSeq lists its product as uncharacterized. Bases 1 to 510 code for a protein of 169 amino acids. The record is from RefSeq and is a predicted model, not a curated record. Lineage: Eukaryota; Fungi; Ascomycota; Dothideomycetes; Pleosporales; Didymosphaeriaceae. The transcript has 2 exons.